GCGACGGGGUCACNNCUUCGCGCGCUCGACAUCCACCCAGUAUUGACAGUCAGCUGGGAAACAGACAUCGAAUGCAUCAAUGUCCUCGACGAACAUUUCCAACCAAUACAGAUGGGAGACGUCAACGACUUUGACAUCGAAAAGCUGAUCGACACCUUGCUGGACCACCUCGACCCCAACGUUCCGAUUACCGUCUUGAUCACAGGCGGACCACCUUGCCCAGAUUUUUCCGGUAUUCGAGCAAACCCGUCUGGCACAGCAGGAGCAACAGGCCACCUCUUCCAGAAGUUUGUGCACAUCGUACAACAAAUUAAGCAAGUGCUGCAGCAGAUACCCAUUUACAUCCUCAUCGAGAACGUUGUGCCACAUACGAACGUUCAACAGGACAUCCUAGAGUUAUCGGGGCAACUCAGCAUUAACCCCAUCAUCGUGGAUGCAGAGGAUGGGGGCGUCAUACAUCGCAAACGACUAUGGUGGCUGUCAGCGGAGUGGGACAAAGUCAGACUACAGUUGGUGGCCAACACUCCGUGGGAUCUCCAAUGGACACAGACGGACACACCGUGGCCCCGCCUUUACAACCCUAUCGCGAAAACCCUACAACCACCACUCGACACGAAGCACUUCGCAGCACCCACGAUAUUACAAAAAGGUGGCCUGUUCCACUGCCUGACCACACCAGCACCGGACGAAAAUGGCAGACCAGCACCUCAGCAUUCCAACGAGAAACCGGACACGAUACAGAGGUGGCAGGCAGACCACCGUCGGUUCGCACCGUGGCAAUACGAAAAAAAGUACCUCGUGUCCGACGCAGACGGACACGAACACCUAGCACCAGCCAAGAUGAGGGAACAGAUGAUGGGUUUCGAUGGACAACACACAGCCAACAUGACACCAGACGAGACAGAGUACCAUCGGAACAAAGCAUUAGAACAAGUGGUACUCGAGAUUCGCCAAUUGGUCGAGGACAUGCGAGAGGACUGGCGCCGUAGCGGGCACAACGCAACGUGCAUCAUGCACGACCAGCCGUACCAUCACACACCAGACCACUUCGCAGCACUGGCCAUCAGAUCACACCAAUACAACCCCGACCAUCUCCUACACGUGUGGGGACACGAUCACGAUGGAGCCUACAGACAGCUCCCCCUUGACCACCCGGAACAAGCAUAUGUCCUGCUCCACACACCAGAAGGACCCACCCUCUGGAGCCACAACGUCCUCCUCUUCGGAUCCUCAGCCAGCGUCUGGGGACACAACAGAUUCGGCGAUGCCAUGGUGUCAGUUUCGAGGCUGAUCCUCCUUUGCCCAACAAUGCACUACGUCGACGAUUAUGGUAGCACCGAAGCUUCACACCAUGCAGAUUCGGGCUUCAGAUCAUUCGAAGACUUCAACGGGGCUCUGGGCUACAACAUGAAGACCAGCAAGAGACAACCACCAGCAAUCAGCCAUAAGAUCCAAGGCGUAAUCAUUAGCACG
Messenger RNA from Symbiodinium pilosum, 1473 nucleotides. Lineage: Eukaryota; Dinophyceae; Suessiales; Symbiodiniaceae. The record is from the annotation of a GenBank genome assembly.